Parus major (Great Tit) is the source of this 5026-nucleotide messenger RNA. RefSeq names its product A-kinase anchoring protein 1 (gene AKAP1). The record is from RefSeq and is a predicted model, not a curated record. The coding region runs from base 900 to 3494 and encodes 864 amino acids. The transcript is spliced from 11 exons. Gene Ontology annotation, molecular function: RNA binding. NCBI's taxonomy places the organism in Eukaryota, Metazoa, Chordata, Aves, Passeriformes, Paridae.
GGAUGUUCUGCCUCUUUCAUCUUGUAUGAAGCACAAAGAAGCUGCAGUUAGAUAAAGCAGUGCCACGUGCCAGUUCAGCUUUCGAUGAAAACAUGCCUCAUGCCAAGGAUGGGUUAUGCAAGUCCUUACGUCUGUUUCAGUGCAGCAAUUUUUCUUACUUUAAUCUUAACAGUAGGGCCUCCAGUUCCUUAGGUUUUUGUUAACUCCUGUUCUUAUGCCUCCUAUAAGGCAGUGCAUGUGCUACCAGUUAUUUUUAGCAUGGAAAAAUUUAAGAGCCCACGUGGUCCCAUUUAGUUUGAACCAUGCCAGCCUGUCCAGUUCUCUUUCACCCAGAUAGUAUUUAUUUCCCAACUGCUGCUUCACUAACUACAGGGUUUAUCUGAAGGCAUCCUGGCCUUGCUGUUGAAGCUGCAUUUCCAAUUUGCUCUGUGAUCCUUUAGGACGGGCUUUAAUUCCAGCCUUGAUUUCCUCAGCUUUCAGAGUCUGGAAACCUCUCAAGUGCAGGGGCAGAGGGAAGCGGAGGAGCCAGGACCGGCUGAGGGUACGUCCCUGCAGAGCAUGGGGGUUCAGUCACUUGGCAGUCAUCCUGGCCUCUCUCCUGGUGGAGAUUCAAAGCAGCUCGGCUUCAGAACAGACCUCCUUGUGUGUAGAAAACCCUGAAAUUCUGAGCAAGUGCUUGCUGAACUCGUCUUGGACCUGGAGAAUGAAUUAUCUGGCGUCCCUGGGAACCUCGUGCUGCAAACAUUUCUGACCUUAUAAGGCUGUGAGUGCUGAGGGCUCUGUGUCCUGGCCAGGAGACAAGGUGGCUUAGAACUGCUCUGGGACCCUAAUGUAAAUUAGCAGAGUGAACUGGCUGCCCUUGGCUUUUUUCUCAGGUGUAACUGCUGAAGCUCUGUAAGAUGGCUUUACGCUUCCGCAAUUUCGUCCCGUAUGCCAUUCCUGGAGUGCUGGCACUUCUUGGCUGCUGGUGGAUCUAUUCCUGGAGAAAAAAACACUCAGGCUAUCGCAACAAACAAGCAAUAGCUAUUGAAAGGGAGAAGCGGGAAGAAGUGUCAGAGAGUGAUUCAUGUCCCAAACCAGAAGCAUGUGUUCCUCAAAGACUGCCUCCUUUGUUGGAAGAGGUGUGCCUGGAGAAGCCAGCCCCGACCUCCCUGCUGUCCGCAGGACCAAUGACGCCCUCUCUCCUGCACCCAGCUGACGAGGGGCCGGAUCUCUCACGGGACCUCCCAGACCUGUCUGCAGCGACAGCUGGGCCUGGCACCCGUGAGGACGACAGUGAGCAGCUGGAAUCAAUAGGAUCUCGAGGGGGAAGCGGUGUCCCUGCUUGUGCUUCACUCCCUCUGCUCGCUGAGAGCACGGAGUGUGACCGGAACGCGGUGCUGAGCCACACACUGGGACAGGGCUUGGGGGCAAAGCAAGGCCAGCAGCCACUCCUGACACAGGAGCCUUUGGGAGCCAGGGAGGGCAUCUGCAACACAGAGCAGUCGGAUGAGUCUUCGUUUAAGCCCCCUAAGGAGAAGCAGAUGUCAGGAAUUGUGCAGUCAGAUAGUGGCUCAGUGACAGCCUGUUGCUUGGGAUUGGAGAAAGAAGCCAAUGCCCCACAAGCCUUUCUCAGUGAAGCUGAAGUUGUAUCAGGUCACAAGGAUUCUGCAGUGAGUGCGUUACCAGUGAGUUCAGAGUCUGCCUGUCCAAAGCAGUCCAGGGAAGAGGAGAUGUCCAAGUCAAUCACUGGUACUAUACCAGUGUGUCAGAAGGACACACAUCCAAAAGGAGAUGAGUUGGAAAGAGAAAAGAUUGAAGUGAGUUUGGACAAGGAAGUUGAGAAAAUUGAGCAAGUAGCAAUACAGAUAAUUUCCAAGGUCAUUUUGGCAGCAACUGAGGAAGUGCUGUCAGGUUCUGUAGGCAGUACAUCUCCUUGGCUCUGCCAGGCCACUGCCAGCCAAGCUGAGGCUCCUCUGGGGAUGGAGAGUGUUGCUGCCUCUGGUCAGGAGCUUGUGGAAGGAGCCACGGCAGCCGAUGUGAGCGUGGCUGCGGGGAGCAGUGCAGAGGAGCAGGGCCAGGGUGCAACAGAUUGUUCAUCACAUGGCUGUUGGGCCAGCCCUGUUCAGGGAAACACAGAGGACUGUCAGGUGAAGAGCUGGGUGUGUGGGGAGUCCCAAGGAGUUGAUCGGACUCGUGUGGAGAACUCUCUGGAAGAGUCACCUUUUACCAUGGAGGACUCUGGGUAUGGCACACACACACCUGGAGGUGGGACGAGUGUGGAGGAGCCCCUGCAGAGCACAGUGCUGUCUGUCACAUCAGACCAGCACUCGGACUCACUGAGCACAUCCUCAGCCCCAGACACAUCUGCUGAGCAGAGCUUGGUACCAAGGGAACCCCCCUCUGCUCCAGGGCUGCCUGAGGGCAGCACAGUGCCCUACAGCAAUGGGAUUCUGAAAGAGGAUGGGCCAGACCUGAGUCAGGAGUGCAGCAGUGCGCCAGGGACGGAUGGAGAUCACUCAGAAGGUUCAGAUGUAAAUAGUGUGGAUUUUGUGGACAGUGGCAGUGCCAUGAGGAAGACAGUGGCUCGCCAGAACGCGAAGCUGGAAGGAGGAUCCAGCAAGCCAGACUUCGUUAUCUGGGAAAUCGAGGUCCCAAAGGAAUUAGUUGGCCGCUUGAUUGGCAAACAGGGGAGGUUUAUGAGCUACCUGAGGCAAGCGUCUGGUGCCAAAAUUUAUGUCUCAACACUACCUUACUUCCGUGACUCCCAGGUCUGUCACAUCGAAGGGACCUCACAUCAAGUAGAGAAAGUCCUGAGCCUGAUUGGCAAGAAGUUCAAAGAGCUGUGUCUCACCAACAUCUACACCCUCCCUCCGCCGAUGCCACUGCCACUUCACUCCCUGCUCGUGUCCGCCUGGCUGUUCCUCCCUGAUGGAGUCACUGUGGAGGUGGUGGUGGCACACCAGGUGGAUGCAGGGCACAUGUUCCUGCAGCAGCACACACACCCCACGUUCCACGUGCUGCGCAGCCUCGACCAGCAGAUGUUCGCCUGCUACUCUCAGCCCGAAAUUCCAACCCUGCCCACUCCGGUAGAAGUUGGUAUUAUCUGUGCAGCUCCAGGCCUGGAUGGGGCAUGGCUCCGGGCUCAAGUCAUCAGCUACUUCGAGGAGACCGAUGAAGUGGAGCUCAAAUACGUGGACUAUGGAGGAUAUGAUAAAGUGAAGGUUGACACACUCAGGCAAAUCAGGUCUGAUUUUUUAACACUACCUUUCCAAGGAGCAGAAGUUUUACUUGACAAUGUGGUGCCGCUUCCAGAUGAGGAUCACUUUUCCCCUGAAGCUGAUGCUGCUGUCAGUGAGAUGACCAGAGGUGCUGUCCUCGUAGCACAGGUCACAAAUUAUGACAGUGUCACAGGGCUGCCACUGAUACAGCUGUGGAGCUUGAUGGGAGAUGAGGUGGUGUCAAUAAACAGGACUCUGGUGGAAAGAGGGUUUGCUCGGUGGCUCGACUACUAGCAAUGUCCUAGAUGCCUUGACAACUCUUUCUGCAGAGAAAAAACAGAAGACAAAAUCUUGUUUUGCACUGUUACAAUUCGGUUUGGCAACUUCCCUGGAGGAGAGCCGUUCACGCCUGCCUUCGGAGUUUUGUGGUCCAUUGAAACACCUUUUGCUCAACUGUUACCAUUUCACUAGAACAGAUACCUCAUCUCCUGAAAGGGGGUGUUCAAAGCCAUAAUGACAGAUACUGUAGCUUUAAAGCAAAAAAUCCUCCCUGGCCUCUGCUCAAAAUUUAAAUGGAAAAAAUCUACAAGCCUUGGGGGUGGCUCAAGGCAAAGGCCCCCGAAAUGGUAACCACGCUUUGGUUCCGGCCGUGUCACGCCCCACAAACUCAGUGCCUGCUUUUCCCAAAAGUUACAUCGGUUGUCCUCUUUUUAACAGGCCCUGCCUAUGAAAUUAAUGAAUGUUAUUAAGGAAUUUAAUGUUCAGUUAUGGAUUUUUCUGUAUUGUGCCAGUAACCUGCACAAACAGCAUCCAUCUUGUGUCUUCCUUGUGCCGGGAGGUGGAAGAGUUGCGUUCUCAUGUCUCACUGCAAUCAUGGAUUUUAGGCUUGAUCUGCUCUCCCUGCAGGGGCUUGGAGUGCAGGAUGUUACCACUACAAUUUUUGCUCUGACAUGUCAUGUAUUUAAAGAAAAGAAACUGCUUGCCAAGCCCAAUUGUAGUUUAUAUUUUUCUAGCUGUGCAAGUCUGUAAAUAUAUAUUAAAAAAAAUCAUUGUAAUAUUUUGUACAAGAAAAACACUGGAAACAAAGGGAACUUUACAGUAACUUUUUCACACCAAAAUGUCCUAUUAGGUAGAACUGAUCUGGAGUUCAUUAGGGUAGCCAAAUUAUUUGGAGCAUCUGAAUGUUGGGAGUGUUUCAGCUCUGCUGUAUGAGGAUUAGUGUCCCCUUAGGUUGCUGUCUGGUUGGAAUUGUGAUUGCUGCAUCCUUUGCUAUGUUGCUGUACAGAUCUGUUUAAAAAAAAAAAAGUAACAACUUGGCAUUACUCUUGCAGUGGUGUUCUCUCUCAAUUUUUUUUUUGUUGCUUCUUUUUAGAUUUCUGUUAUGUAUUUAAAAUUUUGCUCAAGUAAUUUAAGCUGACUUAAUGCUCUUAAAGACAUGCCCUCUAAUGUUAUCAUUUUAGAUAUGGAUUGAGCUGGGAUUUAUUGCUGGCAGAGGAGACACUUGCCAGAAAUUGUUGAUGUAGUCAGUCCUCAGAGCUGCUUCAGGUGUUUCAAGGAUGUGCUCACAUCCUGUGAGCUGACACACCAGGGCAUCACACAUUUGGACAGUGGCCUACACCAGCCUCUAGUCUAAUCCCCUCUGCUAGGGAAUGGUUAUAUCCUUUCUUGGAGUUCCCUCCUAUUCAAUGCUGUGAUUCAAUGUUCAUGUUUGCAGUAACAUCCAAGGAAAAUGAAAUUGGGUAACUCAGAUCUAUAAAAAAUAUAUCCUUUUGGAAUGUUUCUUUCCAUUUCAAUUAAAGCUCGAAUUUUAAGCCGUCUUAGUGAAA